This is a messenger RNA of Mauremys mutica (yellowpond turtle), 1104 nucleotides long. RefSeq lists its product as uncharacterized. The record is from RefSeq and is a predicted model, not a curated record. The transcript is spliced from 3 exons. Bases 46 to 651 code for a protein of 201 amino acids. NCBI's taxonomy places the organism in Eukaryota, Metazoa, Chordata, Testudines, Geoemydidae.
GGUGCAGAGACGGUGCCUCCUGCCGCCCUGCGCGCACCCCCGGAGAUGUGUCUGCGCGGGGCCGUGCUGGCCCUGUGCUGCGCGGCAGCUGCGGCCUGGCUGCAGGUGUCGGUGGGCCCCUCGCCGGUGCGGGCGCGCCCCGGGCAGCGCGUGGUGCUGGAGUGCCUCGUCGGGGCCGACUACCCGCCCCUGGAGCUGGAGCUGGAGCAGCUGCAGGUGCGCUGGCGGCACGAGGGGCGCACGGUGCUGGAGUUCGCCGGGGCGGUGCGGGCGGCGCGGGCGGGGCUCAGCCUGGCCCAGGACGAGGUGAGGAACGGGAACGUCUCGCUGGUGCUGCAGCGCGUCACCGCCAGCGACAGCGGGGAGUGGACCUGCUACAUCCUCUACCCGCCCGACCAGGCCCAGGGCAGCCUCACCCUGCGCGUGGCAGACCCGACGGUGCCCCCCGACGCCUGCCCCCUGGGCGGGGGCGCCCCACGGCUGCGGCAGCUGGAGGAGGUGAUCGGGGGCUGCGUGCGCUCGGCCAGUGAGCUGCAGCGGCACCUGGCCCGGCUGGCUGCCGAGGUGAAGGCGUGUCUGGGCAGCCCGGAGGCCGAGGAGAGCCCAGCCCGGGCACAGGCUGAGAGCGCCAACCAGACGGCACAGGCGUGAGCCCUCGGUCGUCCGCCCAGUGCCCGCUGGGCUCGCAGUGCCCCCGACACAGCUCCCGCAGCAAUGGGGCUGAGAUCCCUGGGGACAGAUGGGGACACCCACGUCACAGCAACGGGGCCGGGGUUCCUGGGGACCGACGGGGACACCCACGUCACAGCAACGGGACCGGGAUCCCCGGGGACCGACGGGGACACCCACGUCACAGCAACGGCUUCGCUUCUGCAGGGUGUGAUAGCAAAUUAGGGGGCUCGGGAUCCUGCACGGAAAUGGGGACACAGGCCCCGUCUCCCCUACGGGGCUCUGGGACGUGUCGAACUGCUGGGGCCACCAGGGGCCGGGUGUCAGAUGGGGGUGGCCGGCUGGAUACAGGGGCUGACGGCUGGGUGCCCAUAGGGGGGUCUAUUUGCUGGCUCUGCUGGCUGUGCCGCUGGGAGACCCCGGGUAGCGAGCUCG